CAGAUGGCCUGACUGUCAGCCUGCCAGACUUGCUAACCCUUCCCAGCCCGUCCGAGAAUACCAAAACCAGGAAAAGGAACAGCACAGGAAGGGCAGACACAAAAACACCGAGAAGAAAGGGGGGGGAAUAAAGCUCUAGAAGAAGAGAAAAGAAAAGAGGGGGGAAAAAAAAGAAGAAGAAGAAGAAGAAGAGUCGCCCGAGUCUGGCGGAGGUUACCUCGUCUCUCUCUCGCUCUCGCUCUCUUAUGUCGCCGAACCUGGACUCGCCCAUGAAAUGAUGAACUACGACUCAGACGACGCCCGGAACCUCUCUCCGCCCCUCGAGAAGCAGAAGAUCGUCUACGAGCCGCACGAGUCCCCUCCGCCCUUCAUCCCCGAGGACAAGAGCGAGACCUGCAGCCCGGUCGAUGCCAACACCAACAGCGGCAGCAGCAACAGCAACAGCAAGCCAGGCGGAGGCGGCCCUGGAGGAGGUGGUGACCCUCCCAAUGACCCCGAGAUUGCCUACAGGUCCAGAGAGGCGCCCCUCAGGCGGGAUUCUUCCUCCUGCUCCUCCUCCCCAGUCUCGGAGCAUACCAGCGGUGCUGAGGACGCCGCCAGUCUCCAGGACGUCUACGGUGCCCUUCCCCCGGACAUUGAGCUGAAAAGACGACUCCAGUCGACGUCGACGUCAGAAGGAGGCGCAGCUAGAAAACCCUCGUCGCCGACCUUGAUCUCGACCUCCAACAACCAUCACAAUAACAACAACUCUGCCGAAAACAACAGUACCAGCGGGCGGGCUUUGUGCGAGGUUCCCGCAGCGCUCUCCUGGCCUCCCUCUUAA
This is a messenger RNA of Trichophyton rubrum CBS 118892, 823 nucleotides long. RefSeq lists its product as uncharacterized. The transcript has 3 exons. Bases 275 to 823 code for a protein of 182 amino acids. The record is from RefSeq and is a predicted model, not a curated record. Lineage: Eukaryota; Fungi; Ascomycota; Eurotiomycetes; Onygenales; Arthrodermataceae.